This is a messenger RNA of Gongylonema pulchrum, 249 nucleotides long. The record is from the annotation of a GenBank genome assembly. Lineage: Eukaryota; Metazoa; Nematoda; Chromadorea; Rhabditida; Gongylonematidae.
AUGUUUGUAGAGUAUCGAAAUUGGGCCAGUUGCGAGAAGUUUCUGCUGAUGGCCGUCGAAACCGAUAGCCAAACCGCCGAAGAUUUCGCGAAGGUGUGGAAAAAUUCCAGCAAAGAAACAAAGGUGGAACACAGGCUGAAAUGUCGGCUUGCUUCAGACAACGGUCUGAGCACACCUGCUGUAAAUAGCACUGCCGUAAAUCAGGCAACACGAAGCAACAGUGAGCACGCAGUUAACACGGUAACGUAA